Molecule: messenger RNA, 3872 nt
Organism: Patiria miniata (bat star)
Lineage: Eukaryota; Metazoa; Echinodermata; Asteroidea; Valvatida; Asterinidae
Product: protein phosphatase 1 regulatory subunit 12A-like
Exons: 24
Coding region: 60-3083 (1007 amino acids)
Biological process (GO): signal transduction
Cellular component (GO): cytoplasm
Molecular function (GO): phosphatase regulator activity; protein kinase binding; enzyme inhibitor activity
Source: RefSeq, a predicted model, not a curated record
UUUGAGUGAUUGGGACGAGGUGGCGCACUGCAUCAUGGGUAGGUGAAGAAUAAGCAAAGAUGGCGGACAACGACGAUGCAUCGUCCGUCGGUUCUCGGCCGAAAUCGGCCCUAAUGAAGCGACAUGAACAAUUGCAACGCUGGAAAGGCUCGGAACUGGACAAAGAAAAAAAUCACGUUGACCCUAAGAGAAUAAAAGUGAAAUUUAACCAAGGAUGUGUGUUUCUGGCGGCAUGUGCGAGCGGCGACACGGACGAGGUGAAGAAAAUGUUGGGGAAAGGAACCGACAUAAAUUAUGCAAAUGUCGACGGCCUGACCGCCCUCCAUCAAGCUGUCAUCGAUGAGAAGCUUGAGAUGGUGGAGUUUCUGGUGGAGAAUGGAGCAGACAUUGAGGCUCAGGACAAUGAAGGCUGGACGCCGCUCCACGCUGCCGCGUCCUGUGGAUUCAUGGAUAUUGCACAGUUCCUUAUAGACAAUGGGGCCAACGUUGCAGCUGUUAAUAAUGAAGGGGAAAUCCCCCUGGAUCUUGCUGAAGAAGAGGAGAUGGAAGAAUUCCUACAAAACAUCAUUGAAAAGCUGGGGCUUGAUGUUGAAAAUGCGAGGAACGAGGAGGAACAGCGCAUGCUGACAGACGCCAACCAGUGGCUCAAUACGAAAAACAUUAAAGAGAAGCGACAUCCAAAGUCUGGCGCCACAGCACUCCACGUUGCCUCUGCCAAAGGUUAUAUUAAAGUUAUGAGUAUUCUUAUACAAGCCGGUAGUAACGUAGACGAAAUAGACAAUGACGGAUGGACGUCGCUCCACGCCGCAUCCCACUGGGGACAAAAGGAGGCCGUGGAGCUGCUAGUGGAAAACAUGUGUGAAAUGAACCACAAAAACAAACUCGGUCAGACAGCAUUUGAUCUGGCUGAUGAUGAAAUGUUGAAGUGGUUAGAAGAGUUGAAAAAGAAACAAGCGUCUUUAAAGAAAGAAGAGAAGCCAUCUGCGCCAAGAAUCGAAGCAAAGAACCCUCCACCAUUUAAAAGAAGGUCUUCCGUUACACGCAUUAGUGUUCCCGACCGUAACAUGUUGCUGCAUCAAGACAUGGCCAAGGAACGUCGGGAGCUGGAGUUGAAGAUUCACGGCAAGGACAGCGAGAAGGAAAAGCCGGCCAGUAAUGUGAGACCGAAGGUAGCGUCGGGCCCUCUUAGGGCACACGGGGAGAAGAAGACAAUGGAGUCGUCCAGCUCCAGCGAGAGUGAGAGCGAGAGCUCGGAAGACGACAGCAAGAACCGGCCCACCAAGAACCGCGGCAGCCUCAACCACAACAAACCGGGCGAGGUCAACACGAGGCAGGCCAACAGGACCCCCAACCUACCCCAAGCGCCUGCCACCCCGACAACGCCCCCAAAGAAAGAGGUUCCCAGCUUCUCCCCCAAACCCUUACAGCCUCCACGGCAAGACUCCAAGGAGGAGGCCGCCCCGGCCUGGCGCCAGGGUCUACGGAAGUCUGGCAGCGCUAGCGUUGUGCCCGAGUCCGUCCAGAAACCGGACAAGGAGCCGGAGAAGCUGCCCCGGUCAUCCUCCAGCCCCAAGCUGACCACUACGGAAGAGAGAGCCAAGCAAUCAGCCAAUGAGAGGCAGGACCGGCUAGGGCGGCUAACGGAAGGCAAGCAGGUCGAAACGAAACCAGCGGAACCUAAGACCGAGGAUAAAACUGGCAGGGAGUUCGGACUUUCCUCGCGAGGCGGCUCGUUCACGAGACGUCCCCGCAUCAUUGCCGACGUAACCACGGACCAGGACAAAGGCCCGGAUACCGAUCGGAACACCACCAUAACCGCAACCAUAACCACCACCACUACCCCUCCUGUAACCACGGCAACCACCACGGUUCCUACAACGGGGAGAAGGUCGUACAUGACACCGGCCAAGGACGAGGAGUCUGAAACGCAACGGAGACUCCGAGCCAAGAGGGAAAGAUCAUCACGAAGAUCAACUCAGGGAGUGACGGCGGAAGAUUUAGAAGGUGCUAAGACUGCAAUCCAGAAGAAAACAGAGAAAGAAGACAAAGAGAAAGACAAUAAGAACGAACCCCAAAAGGACAAUAAGAAAGAAGAGGAACCAGCAAGGCCAACACGAAGAGUCGGGAGGGUAUCACUUACAAGUAACAAGGAGGAGUCGGAACCAGCUCAGCAGUUUUCCGGCCGCAGGGGUCAGGAUAACCAGUCUAAUACCACGGCAACCUUCACGGCUCGGCCAGGCCGUACUGGCUCCGCAUCAACCGAUACCUCCAGUACCUCAGUACGCACAGCCAGGCUCCCGUCCUCACAAGACACCGACGAGGCCAAGGAAAAAGAGCGAAGAGAGAACGCCCGGAAAGAGCGCAUGCAGCAAGAGCAGGAACGCCAGAAGAAAGAACGGGAGAAGGAGAGGGAACGCGAGAAGGAAAAAGAGAAAGACGACGACGACAAGUCGCCCAAGAAGCACAGCACCAUCUCGCGACGCCGUCCGCGAGAACGGCGACGCGCCACGGGCGUCAUUUACAUUGAUGAAGAGAAUGAAGAUGAAUCUGAGGACUCGCAAGUCGAAGAUAAAGACAAACUUUCUGAAAGGACUGCAGAUCGAUACGGCAGCAGACCGCUCUCAACAAGCUCAAUACCAAGCAGAUAUGGUGACAGUUCAUCAACGCCAUCUUCAUCGGAUCGCUAUGCAAGCCGCACCGGGUCAGGGUCCUCUUACACCCGGGACAGAGACAGGGAACGAGACCGGGACAAUGAGAAGACAUCCUCGGGAACACCCUGCCUGAACUGCAAAAAGCUAUUCGACGAACAGAAGUCGCUGGUCACAAAGCUCCAGGACCAGGUCAAAGAGCGUGACCUGGAGGUCGCCGAGCUGAAGAUGCAGGUGGAAAAAUCCCAGCAGAAGUCUGAUCGAUUCGACACAAAAUCAGUUGAUAACGAAAAGAGGGAGAGAAGGGCAUUAGAAAGAAGGCUAUCAGAAUUGGAAGAGGAACUCAAGGCGAUGGAGCAACUGAAGUCAGACAACCAGCGUCUCAAGGACGAGAAUGGCGCUUUAGUACGAGUCAUAAGCAAGCUGUCCAAAUGAUGACGAUACCCCUCUCGCUUAGCGUCCUGUAGUGUUUUCAUUUUACCGUUUGACGUUUUCAUGUUUUUGUUGCCAAGGGAAAUGGGGAAAAAGUAGAAAAAGGGUUUGAGAUGAUGCCUGGGAAUGGCGCAACAGUAAUCCUCACUAGUACAGAAAAAAAAUCAAAGAAGGACUUUCAGGCAUUCUGCCACUAUUGGCAUUUGGUAAAUGAAAAUAAAUAUUGUCACGGGGGGGGGGGGGGGGGGGGAACAGUCACUCUUUCUGGUAUUAGACAAAUCGUUUAUGGUUUACACUGUGGCAUAUCGUACAUUGAACUUUGAUCCAGAUGUUCUAAAGAUUUCACUACAAAAUUCCCCCUUUUUGGAACUAUAAUUCACUACUUUAUCUGCCAUGUUGAAUGUGAACAAACUGAAGCCCUAAUUAUUGUCAUGACUGUUGGCAUUUUAUAAUUUGUUGGUGCUAUUGCUCAAAAAUUGUGUGUAAACAACUCAAGGGGGAAAAACGUCAGACAGAUUAGGCAGUUUGGGAGAAUUCAAGUAUAUGAAGCAUCAUCUCAAGCCUUUUUGGAAAUGAAAUAGUCAACUCGGAUUGAGCGUUAGCUGGAUUGUGUUUAAAAAAAAAUUUGUAUGUAACGUACAGGAGCAUGGUGUGGAGGCUGCCAUUUGUUCAAACAACUUUUAAAUAUACUUUGAACGGCAUCAGGUUUUACAGAUUCGCUUUUGACAUUAAUCUCUUCUUGAAAAAAAAUCAUGCAAGUCUUGCAUAUGACCCUUCAUUUUAACAAUUGGA